Humulus lupulus (European hop) is the source of this 2765-nucleotide messenger RNA. RefSeq names its product myosin-7-like. The coding region runs from base 165 to 1046 and encodes 293 amino acids. The record is from RefSeq and is a predicted model, not a curated record. Gene Ontology annotation, cellular component: vesicle; cytoplasm; actin cytoskeleton. Gene Ontology annotation, molecular function: ATP binding; microfilament motor activity; actin filament binding. The transcript is spliced from 18 exons. Lineage: Eukaryota; Viridiplantae; Streptophyta; Magnoliopsida; Rosales; Cannabaceae. Gene Ontology annotation, biological process: actin filament organization; vesicle transport along actin filament.
GGGAGAACAUCAACUGUGGAUGUUUCCAGGAUGCAAUAUUCCGAGUAGUGGCUGCAAUACUCCACUUAGGGAAUAUCGAAUUUUCAAAGGGGACAGAAUCAGAUUCCUCUGAACCCAAGGAUGAGAAAUCACGGUUCAAUCUCAAAAUAGCAGCUGAGAUUUUCAUGUGCAAUGAGAACUCUCUUGAGGACUCUUUAUGCAAACGUGUGAUUGUGACCCGUGAUGGGACCAUAACAAAGUGUUUGGAUCCAAAUUCUGCAGCUCUCAGUAGAGAUGCUCUGGCUAAAAUUGUUUAUUCAAGAUUAUUUGAUUGGCUUGUGAACAAGAUCAAUAACUCUAUUGGUCAAGAUCCUGAUUCGAAGAACUUGAUUGGGGUUCUAGAUAUUUAUGGAUUUGAGAGUUUCAAGACAAACAGUUUUGAGCAAUUCUGUAUCAAUUUGACAAAUGAAAAACUACAACAUUUUAAUCAGCAUGUUUUCAAGAUGGAGCAAGAAGAAUAUACGAAAGAAGAAAUUGACUGGAGUUAUAUACAGUUUAUUGACAAUCAAGAUGUUCUUGAUCUCAUUGAAAAGAAACCUGGAGGAAUCAUUACUCUUCUGGAUGAGGCGUGUAUGUUUCCAAGAUCAACAAAUGAGACUUUUGCGCAGAAGCUGUAUCAAACCUAUAAAGACCACAAACGAUUUAGCAAGCCGAAAUUAGCACGCAGUGACUUCACAAUUUGUCAUUAUUCUGGAGAAGUUACAUAUCAAACGGAGCUCUUCUUGGAUAAGAACAAAGAUUAUGUUGUUGCUGAACAUCAAGAACUUUUGGAUGCUUCCCAUUGUUCUUUUGUUUCAGGCUUGUUCCCUCCUUUACCAGAAGAAUCUUCCAAAUCAUCAAAAUUCUCUUCAAUAGGUUCUCGCUUUAAGCAACAACUACAAUCUUUGCUUGAAACGUUGAGUGUCACUGAGCCACACUACAUAAGAUCUUAUUCCAGGGAGUUAUGGAGGCCAUCAGGAUUAGUUGUGCUGGAUAUCCUACAAGAAAGCCAUUCCGUGAAUUUGUAGGUUGUUUUGGCAUCUUGGCACCUAAUGUCUUUGCUGGGAGCUGCGAUGAAGUAACUGCUUGUAAGCGCCUUCUAGAGAAGGUGAAUCUCAAGGGUUAUCAGAUUGGUAAAACCAAAGUGUUUCUCAGAGCUGGCCAGAUGGCAGAAUUGGAUGCUUGUCGAAGUGAGGUCUUAGGAAGACCAGCAGGUGUCAUACAGAGGAAAGUUCGAUCUUAUCUUGCUCAGAAAAGCUUUAUCUUGUUACGGGUUUCUUCCAUUCAAAUUCAAGCCUUUUGUAGAGGUAAACAAUAGUUUCCACUUGUUCUUGUUCAUGAAAGUCACUUUCCAGGCCAUGAGACUAUUGAACAUAGACUAUUAUCCAUUGAUACAAAAUUUUAUAUGACUAAUGUUUUGUUUCUGCUUUUAUAUUUCCAGUUGUUAUCUUCCUAGAGAUUAAUUGAUAUUUAUGGUACUUGUAUCAUGUUUGAUUGAUAUGAUUUGAUUGAGUUUGAUACUUUUACCAUGUGUUUUGGCUAUGUAAUUUAGAAAACAUAUUAAAAAGAUUAAUUCAACUACCAAAUUUAUCCACUUAGCAUGCGAUAAUUUUGAUAUUCCACUGCUCUGAAAAUAUUUGAAAAAUGUUAUACUCCAAAUCCAAAACUAAUACUAAUCCAAAAGAAAAAAAAAGAACAGAAUAAGUAAAGAAUAAAUGAAGUACCUAACGUAUAAUAACAAGAGUGGGCAGUAACCAAACAAAUUAAGAACUAAAACAAUUGCAAAAAUGGAGCACCUGAUUUUUUUUUUAGGUACCAUUUGAUCUAUAUAAUAUACAUGGACAUAUACAUGUAACAUCAGCCAUACAUUAUAUAUCAAUGAAAAAUUGAAAAUAAAUCUCUUGUUUCAUAUCAGGCAAUGAGUCUAUAUUCCUCAGUAUUACUAUCUAUUAUUGAUAUCUGAUUUCCAUGUCUAGGAGAGGAUAUUUUGUAUGCAUCUGUUUGGCAAUCUUGAUAUUAUUAUUUGAUGACGAGGGUGAAAAUAACUUAAUGGCUUGUUGCUAAAUUCUUAUUUUCUUUCCCAAUUUCCAUGAGCCUAGUUCAUAGCUUCUACCAGUUUUUCUUCUGGGUUUAUUCUGGCUAUAUAGUGGUUGUAGUUAAGGUGUUUGGUCAAAGGCAGAUCUCUUUAAUGCUUUAAAUUUUGUUAUCUAUGUUUCUGUAAAUCCGCUUGUAUUCGGACCAAUUGCAGCGGCGCAGGAAAGGACUCCUCCAACAGUGAUGGUGCAGCUGCAUUAGUCCUAGUGAGUGGAGAGAAGGCACUUCAACUUGGAUUGCAAGUAAUUGCAAAGAUUAAGGGCUAUGCUAAUGCAGCUAAGGCACCUGAAUUCUUUACAACUGCUCCAGCCCUUGUGAUACCAAAAGCUAUUUCAAAUGAUGGUUUAGAUGCUUCUCAGAUUGAUUACUAUGAAAUAAAUGAAGCGUUUUCUGUUGUAGCUCUAGCCAAUUAAAAGCUGCUUGGUCUUAAUCAUGUUGUAGCUCUAGCCAAUUAAAAGCUGCUUGGUCUUAAUCCUACAUUCAUCUGUCCACAAUGCAUUUCAGCUUUGCUCACGGGAAUGUGCUGAUGCGGUCAUGCUUUCUGGAGAAACUGCCCACGGAAACUUUAUUGCAGAAAUUGGGCUAAACCUUAUAUUAAAGAUGCUAAAGAAGUUUCCAGGUAUAUUGAGAUGAUUUCUUUGGAGCAAUUCUUA